This is a messenger RNA of Nilaparvata lugens (brown planthopper), 1357 nucleotides long. RefSeq names its product clavesin-2-like. The transcript has 7 exons. The record is from RefSeq and is a predicted model, not a curated record. Gene Ontology annotation, cellular component: membrane. Bases 192 to 1118 code for a protein of 308 amino acids. Gene Ontology annotation, molecular function: phosphatidylinositol bisphosphate binding. Lineage: Eukaryota; Metazoa; Arthropoda; Insecta; Hemiptera; Delphacidae.
AUCACUUCUUGUGCUGAUCUCUAGUUGAUAACGUUUAACUAAACUUCAUUGUAACAUUUAUUUAUUUCUUGCAUAACUUAGAAAAUGAAAUAGUAUUAUUUUAAAGUGAGCACCAGGAUAUUUAUUUUCAAAGUUUUUUCUCUUCAGAGAGUGGACCGCCGGCAACAACAGGAUCUAGAAGUGAAAAGAAAAUGGCGACAAAUGGUGGAGGAGGAGUAGGAGGAGAAGGUGGAGGAGGAGGAGGAGGAGGAGGAGGAGGCCGAGAAGAAUUUGAAGUUAAAGAAGAAGAUGUAGCAGCUCUUAAGCAUUGGUUGUACAAGCAAACGAAUUUGCCUCAAAUUACUGGAGUUGACGAGGAUACAUGGCUGUUGAACUAUCUGAAACUGUGCAAGAACAGACCAAACAAGGCAAAGACAGGCCUGGACCUCUAUUUCAGAUUGAGAGCAAUAAUACCUCAAGUUUUUGAAGACAGAGAUGCAUCCACGCCCGAAAUGGAAUCGUCCUUCGCCAACACUUGUCUGGCCUACCUACCCACCCUGACACCAGAGGGCAACCGCGUGGUGAUCUACACCCAUUUUAACGACGACGUCAGCAAAUUCGAUCCGCUCGCCUUGUCGCGGCGUAUCCUCAUGCUGCUAGACUUGCAACUGAAGCAAGGAAUCACCCACCAGGGAAUCAUAGUUCUCAUGGAUUUGCACAAUAGCCGCAGGGGUCACAUAGCUAGGUAUCCGCUAGCUAUGCUCAAUAAAUUGCUCACUUAUGGAUGGAAAGCGUAUCCAGAACGUCUCGCUGGUGUACAUAUUUUGAAUCCACCGCCGUUUCUAGAAAUGGCACUCAAUAUUUUCAAGCCGUUUCUAAAGGAGAAACUACGUCAGAGGAUAAAAGUUCACAGUAACCUCAAAUCUCUACAUCAAGAGAUUUCCCCAAAAAUUCUGCCGUCUGAAUUUGGAGGUGCUGGUGCAAGUCUCCAAGAAAUAAACAGAAAUUGGCAGAAGAAGAUGAUAGAAGAGAAGGAGUGGUUGGCGGAAGCAGGAAAUCACAAAGUCAAGGAUAUCAAUCACAAUGGAACAAACUUCAACAUGGAGCAUGGAUCCUUCAGGAAACUCAGCAUCGACUAAUCUUUCAAUUCAAAAGUCUAUUUGAAUCAUAUAAAUCUUUGAAAAUGAAGAGAGAAGAGAAAAGUUCCAUAUACUUUAUAGAUUUGGUUUUAUUACUAUCCGAUCACAUCAAUUUUAUUCCAUGUUUAAAUUUCAAUUAAUUUUUAUUCUCAGAUUUGAUAAUGAAUUUCAUUUUCUCAAUAAUUAGAUUGUUUAUUUCAUCCAAUAAAAAAUUAAUAAAUUAGCGUGGACACCGUGAA